AUGAACGGAGCUCCAUCAACACUCCCACAAGGCUGGACUCAACGCCUUUUCUACAUCUACCAACCCACAGGACAAGUCACUUGGGCCCACCCCCUCGGCCAGGCCGCAGACCAACAAGAAAAUGCUCGGUACUCUCAACUCCAACAACAACAGUACCAGCGCCCUCCACCCUACAUGCCCACUGCCUCACCUGCACCAGUGCCGAUGUCGGGCGGUUAUAGUCCGUAUCCUUAUCCAGCAGCACAAGCGGCACCGAUUAUUGUGCAGCAGCAGGCACCCGUGCCGCAGAAGCAUCAUGGGCUCGGGACGGGGGCUAGUCUUGCAGUGGGAGCCGUUGCAGGCGGUGCAGUAGGUCUAGCAGCAGGAUCACUCCUAAGCGGCGGAAUGCACCACAACUACGGUGGCUACGGAUAUGGAGGGGGCCCAGGCGGAUAUUAUGGAGGCGAUAUCACCCCCGUUUACGGUGUCGGUGGAGGUGGCGAUGUUACGAUUAUCGAGAACAAUAACUAUGGAGGUUAUGGCGGUGGUAACGAUGUCACCAUCAUUGAGAAUAACAAUUAUGGAGGAUAUGGCGGAGGAAACGACGUGACGAUCAUUGAAAACAACAACUACGGUGGGGGCAAUGAUGUGACAAUCAUUGAGAAUAAUGAUUUUGGAGGUGGGGACUUUGGUGGUGGCGAUUGGUAA
This is a messenger RNA of Linnemannia hyalina, 687 nucleotides long. NCBI's taxonomy places the organism in Eukaryota, Fungi, Mortierellomycota, Mortierellomycetes, Mortierellales, Mortierellaceae. The record is from the annotation of a GenBank genome assembly.